AUGAACUCCCCCCAACGUGCCCGCGGCCCCGUACCGAACCGUGGCCCAGCAUCCGGAGGCUCCUCCCUCGGCUCCUCCCUCGCGCCGCCGCCAACACACUCUGCAAAGGCCCCCAAACCAACCCGCAAAGUCAUCCUCACGCCAGGCCACUCGCCCCUCGACUGGGCGCGCAUCUCAGGCCCCAACGCGGACCUGCGCAACCUCCCGCCCUCCACACCUUACCUCAAAGUCACGCCGUCGAUGCUUAAGAAGAUGACGGGUAGAAAGGGGAAAGAUGCCUGGAUGGCGCUGGGUGGGAGGGUGUACAACAUCACGCCGUACCUGCCAUAUCACCCGGCCGGAGAGCCCGAGUUGCUGCGUGGCGCGGGGCGUGAUGGGACGAAAUUGUUUGGGGAGAUUCAUCCCUGGGUGAACUACGAGACUAUGCUCUCCGCGUGCCUUGUGGGGCUGUUGGUGGAUGAGGAAGAGGGUUCGAAGCCAAGUGCGAUGGAUGAGAUGGACUGA
Messenger RNA from Colletotrichum godetiae, 504 nucleotides. RefSeq names its product cytochrome b5-like heme/steroid binding domain-containing protein. The transcript has a single exon. The coding region runs from base 1 to 504 and encodes 167 amino acids. The record is from RefSeq and is a predicted model, not a curated record. Gene Ontology annotation, molecular function: heme binding; cytochrome-b5 reductase activity, acting on NAD(P)H. Lineage: Eukaryota; Fungi; Ascomycota; Sordariomycetes; Glomerellales; Glomerellaceae.